Molecule: messenger RNA, 3459 nt
Organism: Salmo salar (Atlantic salmon)
Lineage: Eukaryota; Metazoa; Chordata; Actinopteri; Salmoniformes; Salmonidae
Source: RefSeq, a predicted model, not a curated record
AUGGAUACAUAUCUUGUUGGCCUCCAGGACAGCCUAGACCGGAGGUUCCAACACCUGGAGAUUCUGGGGACCUUCAGUGUGUUGGGACCUCAAGCUGUGUUCUCAAGUGAGAGGAGAAACACCUUUAACCGGACCCUCCUCUCCAGGCAGUUCUUGCAAGAGUCAAAGGCUGCUGUGCUGCAAGAGUGGCCAUCUUACAAGCAACAUGUGCUAGUUGGAGCAUUCAAGGGUGUGAAGGGAAUCAAGCGCUCUGAAACCAGUGAUGCUGUACAACUGACUGUGUCUUCUCUGCCCAGAGCCUCAGUGAGUGUCUCUCCUCAGGGUCCCCUCUACUAUGGAGAUACAGUCAGUCUGCAGUGUGACAUACCAGACUACACAGACUGGAUGUACUACUGGUACAUAAACAACCAACCAGGUUACAGUACACAUGGUAAAACCCUCACCAUCUCUGUCCCUGACCAAGCUGGUCAGGGGAAAAGGACAAUGCGGCCCCAGUGGUCAAAUCCCAGCUCGUCUCUCUCCAUCAUCGUCACUGCUCUGCCUGAACCUACACUGACUGUAGAGCCAAACCCUGUGUUCCCUGGAGAGACAGUUACUCUGACGUGUUCAGUAGAGUCUGACAGUAUCUGGAACUAUCAGUGGUACAAAGACAGGAAUGAUAAUGUAGUAUCCCAGUCUGUCAGACACACUAUAACAGGAGACACCCUCACCAUCAGUAGAGCUGCUGAGUCUGACCAGGGUCUCUACUGGUGUCAGGGAGAGAGAAGAUCCAGACCCACAUCUUCACAACCAAGUAAUGUUAUUACCCUCACUGUGACUGCUCUGCCUGUGGCCUCAGUGAGUAUCUCUCCUCAGGGUCUCCUCUACUCUGGAGAGACAGUCAGCAUGCAGUGUGACAUAUCAAUGUACACAGACUGGACGUACAGCUGGUUUAUAGGCAACAACCUCAAUUCCAGUACGCCUGGUCAAACCAUCACCACUCUGUCUAACCAGGCUGAUUAUCAGCCGUCGACUACACUGACUUCAGACAAAGAGGACGUAUUCACAGGAGACAGUGUGACACUGAGCUGUACUGUAGAGUCUUCUGGAUGGAAGUUUUACUGGUACAGACACAGACCAGACUCUGCACCAGUAAUCACAACCUCUGGAUACUCCUACACACUCAGCUGGGUCAGUGUCUCUGAUGGAGGACAGUACUGGUGCAGAGCUGGGAGAGGAGACCCAGUCUACUACACCCUGUACAGUGACCCAGUCCAGAUACAUGUUACUGAGAGACCUGUUGCUGUUCUGACCCUUCAACCCAACUGGACCCAGAUAUUCAGUGGAGAGACUGUCACUAUGAGAUGUGACAUACAGGGAGGAGGAGACCCUGACUGGAACUACAGAUGGUAUAAGAAUAGUCAGUUAGUGAUCCCCUUUAACACAAAGCCUGAGUACAGAAUCAGUCCUGUCUACAGGUCUAACAGUGAUUCAUAUACCUGUGAGGGUGUAAAGGGAAACAAGCUCUCCAAUACCAGUGAUGCUGUACAGCUGACUGUGUCUGAUCUGCAGCCUCUCAGAAUAAGUCCCAACACAACUCAACACUUUAGAUCAAAGUCUCUCUCACUGAGCUGUGAGGAGAAGGGGAACUCUACUGGAUGGAGACCUAUGAGAUACACAGAGAGAGGAGUAGAGUCAUGGUGUGUCUCUAUCUGGGGAUCAAUAACAGGGUCCACAUGUACCAUCAGGUCAACAUACACAUGGUUCAGUGGAGUGUUCUGGUGUGAGUCUGGAUCAGGAGAGUACAGUAAUGCUGUCAACAUCACAGUGGAUGAUGGUGAUGUGAUCCUGGAGAGCCCUGUCCAUCCCCUGACUGAUGGAGACUCUGUGACUCUGACCUGCAAAUACUGGACAACCAGCUCAAACAUCAAGGCUGAUUUCUACAAAGAUGGAGUACUCAUCAAGAAUGAGACCACAGGAGAGAUGACCAUCCCUGCAGUAUCCAAGUCAGAUGAAGGAUUCUACAAAUGCAAAUCCCCUGACAAGGGAGAAUCACCAGAGAGCUGGAUGACAGUGAGAGUCGUAUCUCCUGGAUCCUCUACAUCAGUCCUAGUAGGAGUGGUUGUGGGUCUGGUUGUUGCUGGUGUUCUACUGGUCAUUCUCCUGGUCCUGCUGUGGAGAUUUAAAAACACCAAAGGUUCCUGUUUUAACAGAAUAUUCUUGCACCCCCAGCCCCAGAGCACCAACCAGGACCCCCAACAGGACCAAGGAUCUACACAGGGCCAGGCUCCUGAUGCUGGGCAUACACUUCUGCAGCAUGGUGGUGCUCACAUCUACGACACGAUCAAUCCCUCAGACAACAAUGUUAAUGAUGCUGCUGCAGGACCAAGUCAUGUGACAUACGCCCAGAUUCAACUCAAAAAGUUGGACAAGAAAAAGAAAGAAAAGCCAGCUGAUCCAAAAGAAAGUCCAGUCAACUCUGAGGUGCAGACAGGGAAAGUCACAGCAGCUGGACCUGUUGAUGUGACCUAUGCUGAGGUUGACCUCCAAAAGAAGACCAAAGCCAAGAAGAAGAGAGAAACAACAACCCCACCAGAGGCAGAUUCAGUCUAUUCUCAACUGAAGCCAGACACAACCCCAGGUCCUUGAGGGAGAUGGAGGGACACACCAUCAGAGGAGAAGCAGGAUCAAUCUGGGAACAUGGGUUAUGCAUGCUCAACGCACGCAAGCACACACACAUGCAGGCAUGCUCACACACACACACAAAUAAAAACGCGCACGUACACACACACAUGCCCACGAACACACAAAUACAGAAAAAACACAUUCAUUUUUACAAGUGAACAUGUGCAGUAUUCCAAAAGCACUUGUGAUCUUAUGUUAGGAUAAUGUGAUCACAUGUGAUCUUAUGUUAAGUUAAUGUGAUAACGUGAUCUUAUGUGAAGUUAGUGUGAUAACAUGUGACAACAUAUGAAGCAACAUGUGAUGACAGAAACUGCACAUGUGAAAACGUGAUUUCACUUUACAUUCUCAUGUGUUUUUUCUGUGAGGGACACACACACACACACAAUAACACCUUGUACAUUAAGGAUUUGUAUGUUAUUUUAAUUUACCAGAUAAAUACAACCAAUAUAUUACAUUUAACCGUGUGUAUUACUGUAAAAGCUUAAAUAAAUGAUAUGGUGUAAUGAUGAUAGAUCUUAUAAACAGCUACAGUAAUUCUAUCUGCUUUGUAUUGUGUAUUACUGUAACAGCUUAAAUAAAUGAUAUGGUGUAAUGAUGAUAGAUCUUAUAAACAGCUACAGUAAUUCUAUCUGCUUUGUAUUGUGUAUUGAAUUGUUGGGUUGUAAAUGUACUGAAAUGUAUUAUCAUUGAUUCAUUAUUUCUGUCAUUCAGAUGAUAGAAUAACAUAUUUUCUAUAUGAAUGUCACAUAUACAUGUUCGCUUCUAAUGAUCUGUACUUUUACAAUAUCUUUGCAU